This is a messenger RNA of Vicia villosa (hairy vetch), 1461 nucleotides long. RefSeq lists its product as uncharacterized. The record is from RefSeq and is a predicted model, not a curated record. Gene Ontology annotation, molecular function: catalytic activity. The transcript has 3 exons. Bases 1 to 1461 code for a protein of 486 amino acids. NCBI's taxonomy places the organism in Eukaryota, Viridiplantae, Streptophyta, Magnoliopsida, Fabales, Fabaceae.
AUGAUUGUUUCAUGGAAUGUUAGGGGUCUAAAUAAAAGUGGCAAGCUUAGGGAGAUUAGGUCCUGUCUUCUGGAGCUUUUCCCUGAGAUUUGCAUACUCAUUGAGACUAGGGUUAAAAGUAAUAAGGCUGAUAGCAUUAGAAAUAAACUCAACCUCUCUGGUAAGGUUGCUGAUAAUUACUCUAAUGAUAGUAAUGGUAGAAUCUGGGUUAUUUGGAAUGAUGGAUUGGUUGACUUCAGAGUGAUUAAUAGUAGUAGUCAACACAUUCAUUGUGGAAUCUAUGAUACACAUGGUAGCUUUAGGUUUUGGCUCACAGCAAUAUAUGCCCAUAACCAGUUAGAGUUAAGAAGAAGAUUAUGGAAUAAUAUUGAAAGGAUUCAUAGUUCCCAAAAAGGCCCGUGGUGUGUUAUUGGUGAUUAUAACAAUGUGCUUACUGUACAGGAUCGCAUUGGGGGUAACCUUGUAACUGAAAAUGAGUAUGAAGACUUGCACAACAUGAUGAACAUAACUGGCCUUAGAGAGAUGGACAGUAGUGGGGACUUUUUUACUUGGUUUAAUAAUCAAAGCAGAAAUCCCAUCUACUCUCGUAUUGAUAGAAUCCUGGUUAAUGUAGACUGGUUUCAACAACAUACUGAUGCCACAUUACACAUCUUGCCUUCCAAUAUUUCUGACCAUGCGUUGCUCCAUUUGUAUGUUCAAAAGAACAAGCCCCAAAGCAGAAUCUUCAGGUUCAGUAAUCACUUUACUGAGAUUGAGGGAUAUGAUGACAUAGUGAGAGUUAGUUGGAGAAAGUCUGCUAGAGGAAGACCGUUGACUAUCCUUUGGUUCAAAUUACAAAGACUCAAGUAUGCCCUUAGAACCCUGAACAAACCUGCCACUGAUGUGAAGCGGAAUUUGGUUAAGUGUGGAGCUGAGCUUCUUGCUGCCCAGAAUAGUUUGAUACAAAACAAAAUGGAUAUGCACCACAUUGAGAGGGUAAAGCAACUCACUGCAGAGGUGAUCAAGUGGAACCAAAUGGAGGAAAGUGAUGAGAAUUCUGCAUUCUUCUAUGCAUACCUCAAAGCAAGGAAGAAGACCAAAAGUAUCACUCUGUUAAAGAAGGCUGAUGGCUCUUGUAUCACUCAUCAAAAAGACAUUGAGAUGGAAGUCCUUGAGUUCUAUGGAAGCCUUAAGGGAGCUGAAAACACUAAUCUCAUACAGAUUGAUAUAGAAGCCAUGAGGAAAGAUGUGGUGGCUGCCAUCCAUGACUUUUUUGAACAUGGAGUGAUGCAUAGUAAAUUUAACAAGACAGUAGUGACCCUUAUUCCAAAGAACUCAACUGCCAGUAGCAUAAAGGAAUUCAGGCCCAUAGCAGGAUGCACUACUUUUUACAAGAUUAUGGCUAGGAUGCUCACUGAUAGAUUAGGCAAGGUUUUAAAGACUGUGAUCAAUCAUAAUCAGGCUGCCUUUGUUCUUGGAUAG